This is a messenger RNA of Zootermopsis nevadensis, 1189 nucleotides long. RefSeq names its product sugar transporter SWEET1 (gene slv). Gene Ontology annotation, biological process: carbohydrate transport. The record is from RefSeq and is a predicted model, not a curated record. NCBI's taxonomy places the organism in Eukaryota, Metazoa, Arthropoda, Insecta, Blattodea, Termopsidae. Gene Ontology annotation, molecular function: sugar transmembrane transporter activity. Gene Ontology annotation, cellular component: membrane.
UUUUAAGCAUGACAUUUUUAAUUGUGUAGUUGUUAGCCCCAGCCCAUUCCCUACGCCGAGAACAGUUUAUACAAUACAUUUGCAGCUACCCUCCAAAUCUGGAGGCAAACCCCUCCACCUGCAACUUCAUAAUGUGCCAUACCGUUGCGAUUUAACAUGAUAUCACCUCUCCACGUCUUACUGACACAAUACAGUUUGUUUUCGAGAGUGAAGAAUAUACCUAGUUGGCAACCAUGUGAAUACGAUUGCUCAUAUGUCGUAAGCACUUCACACUUGUUUUUGUUAUCUUCUGUUGCGGUUUUGGUUAGAUUAUUGCCGGUUCGGUAUCUGUGGCUUCAAGUAUCAAGGAUUAUGCCGUGGAAAGCAUUUCAGUUCAUUGUUCUAGAAUUCAUGUUUAAAUACAAUGGUAAGCAUUACAGCAACUUUGUGAUUUGUACAGUGGAACGUUUUAAAGAAAAUUAGUGCCGCAAGUAUGGCUAUGAAAUAGCGGUAAUGAAAUGACUGACAGAAGGCAGGCAUCGUGUUGAUACCUCUGCUACUGCCUCAACCAUCAUCAGUUUCCUUUUUUCUGUUAGCACAAAAGAUCACUUCCUGAUGAUAUGCAAUGGAAGGAUUUAAAGACGUUAUUGCUACAUCAGCUUCAUUUUGUACAAUAUUACAGUUUUUUACUGGAAUUUUGGUUUGUCAGAAAUAUGUACGGAAUGGCACCACAGGAGAUUCUUCGCCUUUCCCAUUUGUUUCAGGAUUCCUUUCGUCCUGUAUUUGGUUACGCUAUGGUUUCCUUCUUCAAGAUCCAUCACUCAUCAUAGUCAAUACCAUAGGAACCUCAUUGCAACUUGCCUAUGUAGUUACAUUUUAUUUCUACACUAUAGCAAAGUCUGUAGUUGUCAAGCAGAUGCUAGGAGUUACAGCAGUUUUGUUGGCAUUACUCAGUUACACACAGUAUGAAACUGACUUGAACCAAGCUAAAACACUUGUUGGUUUUGUGGCCAGUUUGAUGACAGUUCUUUUUUUUGCUGCACCACUAACAAUGCUGGCCCAUGUUUUAAGUGUGAAGAGUGUGGAUAGCCUUCCCCUACCAUUGAUUAUGGCUACAUUUGUGUGCUGUUUACAGUGGCUUAUUUAUGGCUAUUUAUUGGAGGAUCCGUUUAUACAGGUACCGAACAUAUUGGGAACUCUCAUAUCAGGU